UUCUCAUUGUUUAAAGCUGAAAUUACGUGGCUAGACAUUACACAACUGUAACUGCGGCUCUAUGGCGUGGCCUCGAAUUACCCUGUCAGCUGUCACGGAGCCCUAAUGUUAGACGUAACUUUAAAGUCUGAUCUAGAGGUAUCUAAAUAAUGGCGGUGAAUUCAUAUGGUGGAGGUGGCACAGAUGAAGGUUAUGCUCAACUGGACUUAAGUGGCAAGCUUAUAAUUAAAGCACAGUUAGGAGAUGAUAUUAGACGAAUUCCAAUUCAUAAUGAAGACAUCACAUAUGAUGAACUUGUACUUAUGAUGCAAAGAGUGUUUAGGGGGAAAUUAGAUGCAAAUGAUGAAGUUUUGAUCAAAUAUAGAGAUGAAGAUGGUGAUCUGAUAUCAAUUUUUGAUAGUUCUGAUUUAUCAUUUGCUAUUCAGUGUAGCAGAAUAUUAAAAUUAACAAUAUUUGUAAAUGGCCAUCCUGCUCCUCUGCAAGCUGAUGAAGUGAAGCAUAUUCGAACUGAAUUGGCAAAAAUUAGAAAUCAAGUAAAUCAAUUAAUUGACCAACUUGAACCUAGACAAGAAAUGCCUGGAGCAAGAUCAGAAAAUGAGAAAGGUGGAUCUAAUGCUCAAGUGAGUAAUGCUCCUAAUGCUGCUGCACCGAAAGAAUUUGAUCCCUUGUCAUCCAAAGAAGGUGGUGAAGGGGGACGUGGCAAGGUAGCUACUUCAUUUGGACUGCAAGAAGAUGCUCGUGGUGGAUCUCCCGAUAGCAUUUCCAGUUUGGGGUCUUCAGCUAGCCAAAAGCAGCCUCAGCAGAUGGCUCAAGCUGGUCCACCUCCCAGCAGUAUGUAUCAAAAUCAACAUCAGCAGGUUUAUGCACCCUCUCAAAAUCCACAGCAUCCUCAGGGAGUCCCACAGCAUCCUCAUUACUUCCAAGGCCAUCAACAGCCCCAUUCACCUGCUUCAAGUGUUGGUAGUGGGUUUGCUCCUCCUCCAUCUGGCUAUGUUUCAUCCCAACCUGGACCAGGGUAUGGCAGCUUCCAGCAAAAUCCUCAGAUGCAACAAGCUCAGUAUAGUCAACAACAGCAGCAACCAACUCAAACACAGCCUCAACAACAACCACAACAAAUGACACAGCAAGUUCGUGGAAGCCCAUACUCAGGACCACCUACUGGAACUCCAAACCAAGGACAGCCUGGUGCUCCAAAUACCUAUGCUGGUCCACCUACAUCUCAGACUUACCAGGGGCAAGUGCAACAAUAUCCAGCUGGUUACUCACCUGGACCAGCAGGGGGACCUGUCCCUCCUACAAGUGGAGGACCAGCUGGAACUAAUCCAUAUUCUCGUGGACCUUCUUCUGGCUAUCCCCGUCCUGCUCUUAACUACCAACCAGGAUAUUGAUGUUAAAUUGUCAAAAUUAAAUAUUAAAUAGUCUUUUCAUUCAUGUGGCUUGUUUUUGGCCGGCCAUCAACAGUCUGCAUGUUUGUGCUGGUUCUUUUAGGUAUUUUAAAUAAAUGCUGUAUACAUUCUUUCAUCCAUUUAUUAAUGUUUCUUAUUAGAUAUAUAAUAAUUUUUGACUUUUUCAUUUCUUGGCACUUUUUUAUUUUAUUUUUUUUUAUAUUAUAUAACUAAAUGAUAAUUUUGCUUAUUUUCUGUAUGGAAAAUUUUGAUUGCUGAAAUCCAUCUGAGAUAGGAAAACAUAUUUAUUUUGUGCAAUGUAUUAUUGUAAUAGCAUUUUAAUUUUAAAAUUUCGAAAUAGAUAUUCAGUAAAACUCUAGGAUUUUAUGUCAUUUGUUAGUUGUGAUUUUUAAAUACAAUCAUAAAAAUAAUAUAAAGAAAAAAAAAAACUUUUAGAGUUGACCACUUUUGAAUUGAACUUUCAUGUAUCUAUGUAUCAAAUUUAAAUCAUGAUUUUUAAUGAGAAUAUUAAUCAAAGUAAUACAUUUGAUUCUGUGUGAUGCUAAAUGUGCAGCUGUUCUUGUUUAUAAGUGAAAGAAUAAUCAUUGCUGUUUUAUAAGAUGCCAGCAUAUGCCUUUAUAGCGUUUGUUUUGUAUGUAGUUUUCUGUUCUAAUAUGUCUUAAAACUGUAAAUUGAAUUUAAUUUUUUUGUUGUCCCCCAUUACUUUCAACUGCUGUGUUUGUUAAAUGCAGUUCAAAGAAACUUUAAAAUUCUGAUUAGUCUGGGGAGAGGAUUAAAUAAAAAGUAUAUUUUCUGUAGUGUUGCCUGAGUUUUAAUGUAAUAAAUAUGUACAUUUGAAA
Molecule: messenger RNA, 2245 nt
Organism: Stegodyphus dumicola
Lineage: Eukaryota; Metazoa; Arthropoda; Arachnida; Araneae; Eresidae
Product: protein TFG-like
Biological process (GO): COPII vesicle coat assembly; endoplasmic reticulum to Golgi vesicle-mediated transport
Cellular component (GO): endoplasmic reticulum exit site
Molecular function (GO): identical protein binding
Source: RefSeq, a predicted model, not a curated record